GAGUUCCCUCGCAGCAUGGCCCCCAAACGACAGUCUUCACUCCCGCCUCAAACGAAGAAACCGAGACAGCCUCCUGCCUCCAAGCCAGGGCAAACAUCAACAUCUCAGCACUUGCAUAAAGGAGAAAAAGAACAGCAAGAAGCAAUUGAACAUAUUGAUGAAGUACAAAAUGAAAUAGACAGACUUAAUGAACAAGCCAGUGAGGAGAUUUUGAAAGAACAGAAAUAUAACAAACUCCGCCAACCAUUUUUUCAGAAGAGGUCGGAAUUGAUCGCCAAAAUCCCCAAUUUUUGGGUAACAACAUUUGUCAACCAUCCACAAGUGUCUGCACUGCUUGGGGAGGAGGAUGAAGAGGCGCUGCAUUAUUUGACAAGAGUUGAAGUGACAGAAUUUGAAGAUAUUAAAUCAGGUUACAGAAUAGAUUUUUAUUUUGAUGAAAACCCUUACUUCGAAAAUAAAUUUCUCUCCAAAGAAUCUCAUCUGAAUGGGAGUGGUGAUCCAUCUUCAAAGUCCACUGAAAUCAAAUGGAAAUCUGGAAAGGAUUUGACGAAACGUUCAAGUCAAACACAGAAUAAAGCCAGCAGGAAGAGACAGCAUGAGGAACCAGAGAGCUUCUUCACCUGGUUUACUGACCAUUCUGAUGCAGGUGCAGAUGAGUUAGGAGAAGUCAUCAAAGAUGAUAUUUGGCCAAAUCCAUUACAGUACUACUUGGUUCCCGAUAUGGAUGACGAAGAAGGGGAAGGAGAAGAGGAUGAUGAUGAUGAAGAAGAAGAAGAAGGAUUGGAAGAUAUUGAUGAAGAAGGAGAUGAGGAUGAAGGUGAAGAAGAUGAAGAUGAUGAUGAGGGGGAGGAAGGAGAGGAGAAUGAAGGAAAAGAUGACUAAUGGAACACUGAUGGAUUCCAAACUUCCUUUUUUAAUUUUCUUCAGUCCCUGGGAGCAAGUUGCCGUCUUUUUUUUUCCUUUUUCUUUUUCUUUUCUCCUCUCGUGCUCAUUCGCCCUGUUUUUUGAAGUCUCCUUUUUCUCUCCCUUUAUACCAUGGUUCUCAGCUUAUUUUGGGGGGAAAUACCUUGAGCAGAAUACAGUGGGAAAAGAAUCUCUACCCCUUUUUGUUCCAAAUUCAUUUUUGUCCCUUCCUGUCUCGACAAAAACAAAAACUUUAUGGAAUCAACACCACCGUGCUCUGUGGGAAAAAAGAAAAACCUUCUGCUCCCUUAGCUCUGCUGGAAGCUGGAGGGUGCUAGGCCCCUGUGUAGUAGUGCA
Molecule: messenger RNA, 1260 nt
Organism: Neogale vison (American mink)
Lineage: Eukaryota; Metazoa; Chordata; Mammalia; Carnivora; Mustelidae
Product: protein SET-like
Exons: 1
Coding region: 16-882 (288 amino acids)
Biological process (GO): nucleosome assembly
Cellular component (GO): chromatin; nucleus
Molecular function (GO): chromatin binding; histone binding
Source: RefSeq, a predicted model, not a curated record